Molecule: messenger RNA, 4199 nt
Organism: Phlebotomus papatasi
Lineage: Eukaryota; Metazoa; Arthropoda; Insecta; Diptera; Psychodidae
Gene: LysRS
Product: lysine--tRNA ligase
Exons: 3
Coding region: 293-2125 (610 amino acids)
Biological process (GO): lysyl-tRNA aminoacylation
Cellular component (GO): cytoplasm; cytosol; mitochondrion
Molecular function (GO): lysine-tRNA ligase activity; ATP binding; tRNA binding
Source: RefSeq, a predicted model, not a curated record
ACAGUAAAGUGCACGAAUUUUGCUUGAGCGGUGCAAAAAAAAUCGCCUGCCCUUUUUGUUGCGUUUUUCUCGGUAAACGCAUGAGAUAAGGUUGAAUUUCUCCGUGAAACUCGUAUUAAUCGUAUUUAUUAAGUAACUUAUUGUACUGUGUAGGUAAAGUGUGUAGCAAUGAGCGAAGGUGGUGAACAAUUGUCGAAGAAGUAAGGCAUUUUCUUGCUGGAAUAACCAUUUUUUCCAUUAAAUUUCGUGACACGUGUGUUUGUGGUCAAUCAACUCACCUGUGUCCGUCGAGAUGCGCCUCCUGGUGAAUUUUUUCACCAUCCGGACACAGUUGAUUAAUUUGGCGAGAAUUGGGAAGCAAAAGACACCCACUAGAUUGAUUUCCACGACUCCAGUCAUUGAACUCAAGCGCCGACAGAAGGCGGAACUGAAGGCCAAGGAGAAGGCUGAAAAGGCAGAAAAACUGGCCAAUGCAACUGUGGUCAGUAAGCCUGAGAAAAUCAAUGAAGAAGAUAUCUCUCCGAAUGAAUACUUUAAGUUGAGAACAGCGGCUGUUGCAGAGCUCAAGAAGCGCCCUGAAACCCAUCCCUAUCCCCACAAAUACGUCGUAACGAGCUCUCUUGAGAAAUUCAUAGAGAACUACUCUCAUCUCACGGACGGCGAAGUCUACGAAAAUGAGUUAAUCUCUGUGGCCGGAAGGGUUCAUGCCAUCCGGGAAUCUGGCGCUAAACUCAUUUUCUAUGACCUCCGAGGGGAAGGUGUGAAGCUUCAGGUGAUGGCCAAUGCAAAACUCUAUGAGACAGAGGAAGCUUUUGCUGAUAUUACAUCCCGGAUCAAAAGGGGAGAUAUUAUUGGUGUCAAUGGCAAUCCCGGAAAGACCAAGAAGGGCGAAUUAUCCAUCAUACCGAAACAACUUCAACUGCUCUCUCCAUGUCUCCAUAUGCUGCCUCAUAUGCAUUUUGGACUGAAGGACAAGGAGACUCGAUUCCGUCAGCGAUACCUUGACCUAAUCCUCAACAAUCGCGUGCGUCAGAUCUUCUACACGCGCGCCAAGAUUGUCUCGUACAUCAGACAAUUCCUGGACGGAAUGGGUUUCCUGGAGGUGGAGACACCCAUGAUGAAUAUGAUUGCUGGCGGAGCUACAGCCAAACCCUUUGUGACGCAUCACAAUGAACUCAAUAUGGAUCUAUUUAUGCGAAUUGCACCGGAAUUGUAUCACAAGAUGCUGAUUGUGGGUGGUCUGGACAGAGUGUAUGAGAUUGGGCGACAGUUUAGGAAUGAAGGAAUUGAUCUCACGCACAAUCCAGAAUUUACAACGUGUGAAUUUUACAUGGCAUAUGCGGACUACCAAGAUCUGAUUACGAUCACAGAGAGUAUGGUGGCGGGUAUGGUAAAGUCCAUUUUUGGAGGGUACAAAGUCAAGUUCCAUCCGGAUGGCUUGGAGGGGCCUGAAGUGGAAAUUGAUUUUACGCCACCAUUUAGACGAAUGUCCAUGAUUUCCAGUCUGGAGGAGGUGCUCAAGGAGAAAUUCCCAUCAGCUGAUCAACUCAAUUCACCAGAAGCCAAUAAUUUCCUCAGUAGGCUCUGUGAAAAACAUCAAGUGGAAUGUCCACCACCGAGAACUUCCUCCAGGCUGCUGGAUAAGCUCGUGGGGGAAUUUCUGGAGGAACAAUGUGUCAAUCCGACCUUUAUUCUCGAUCAUCCGCAAAUUAUGAGCCCCCUGGCUAAGUACCACCGUUCCCAGAAGGGACUCACGGAGCGUUUUGAGCUGUUUGUGAUGAAGAAGGAAAUCUGCAAUGCCUACACGGAACUCAAUGAUCCCAUGGUCCAGAGGGAGAGAUUUGCUCAGCAGGCAGCAGACAAAGCGGCAGGAGAUGAUGAGGCUCAGCUGGUCGAUGAAAAUUUCUGCACGGCGCUGGAGUAUGGACUGCCGCCGACGGGAGGUUGGGGCAUGGGAAUUGACAGACUCACCAUGUUCCUUACAGAUUCCAACAAUAUCAAGGUAAGUUUCGAUUUUUAUUUACUUUUUUUCUUUUGCAGGUUAAAAAUCAAGUUUGAUUUUUCCAUACGUUUUUGCAUAGAGACACUGAAGGCUAUUGGCAAGUUUUUUCCUAAAGAGAAUUAACUUAUCAGUCUAAUAUAUUUCGAAAACGUGCAUUAAAAACUAUCUAAAAAUACAUAUUUCAUAAUGCUCGCCGAAAUAAUACAAGAACUACGAGGAAAUUUGUUUAAGUCGCGGUGCAAUGGCUGCAACAUUUUUACCAGAGAAAGUGAAAAAUAGCUUCACUUUUUAUUAGAAUUGUUGGGCCCCUACUCUAUUAUUGAUCAUGAAUUGCCUAUUGAAAAUCAAAAAAUAUAUUAAAAAAGCAAAUCUUUAUUUUGCGUCUAUCGCCGGCUUCAAAAUAUACCCCAUUUGAAAAAAGAAAACGGUAGAAAAUCCCGCAUCAUUGGCAAUUAGGGAAAGGCUCACUGCUUUCACCACCUUUUUCAACAUGUCUUUGCGUUUCGAACGAUUUUUGAGAAAUUAUGUCACGCUAUUUGUCCGUCUGUCUUUCCGGCCGUUACUACACUUGAGAGAAAUCCGAAAAAGUUAAAAUAACAAUCCGGAAAUGUUAAUUUUACCCUGCAGUAUUGAUCCGAAAUCGGUGUAAAUAUUACCCUUUUCAGGUGUAGGUUAAAGUUACCCUUCUUUCAUGUUAAUUUUACCCUUAAAAGGUGUAAAAUUAACAUUAAAAAAUGUUGAUAUAUUUUUACACCGAAAAAGUGUUAAAGUUAUGACGAAAAAAAGUUAAUCGCAGCCUCUUUUUUUCUCAGUGUACCAAAUCAUGCUUUUUGGGAUUGCUAAGAAAAAGAAGCGUGCGAUUUUUUUUUUUUCAUUUUUGAAUAAUGUCUGAAUAGUUUAUACUUCCUGAUAUUUUGUUUAAUUUUUUUUUGUAGUUUUUUAUGUAAAAUAGCACCCACUUUUCCAAACAGCCUUUUGACUCGGAAGUCGUUUUUCUCCUCUCUCUAUUAUGUCUGGCCUAUUCCCAAUGUAAUUGUAACAAUGACUUUGUAACAAAUAGGUAAUAUAUAGUCUGUGAAAGGACGUUUCCAUCGUUUAGUCCUGGAGACUGGAAUCAACGCUAAGACGGUGUUGGACGCAUGGGAAGGGGGGUAAAAACACAAAAUGAGAUGAAAAUAAAUUGAAUUGAAUCGAAAAUUCAAUUGAAGAUUAUCCAGGCGAACAUUUCGUUCUUAUACGAAAAAACCGUUGAAUCAUUCCUAAUAAAGGUUUUUCAAGGUCGAAGGUACAAAAGGCUCUAGAUAGCGCACUUUUUAAUCGAAUGAUGACAUUUGAAUUCGUCGAAAAGGUCUUGGAAUUUCUGACAAGCCUGAACUGAUUCCAAUCGGUUCUAAACCGGUAAUGAACCAGGUUAUAUAACCGGUAACUAUUUUUUAUCCGAAACUAAAUUUUGUUAUAUCCUAAGUUAUUUUGGGCGAUCUUUUGAAUAAAUUAUGAAUCGGUUUUAAUCGGUUAAGAACCAGUAUACGGUAAAUCAUGCGAAAGUGCUUCUAAAGUAUAGCAUAAAUCAUGAGUUCAAGCAAUUCUAUCUUUUCUCUAUGUUCCAAAUGGAUUUGACCCAUGGAUCUUUUCAGGAAAUUUGAAGCAUCAUACUAGCUAUUAAAAUACAAUAUUAAAAUCCAUCAAACUCAUUAAAAACAUACAAUCAAGUGUGCUAAUCCGGGCGCUUCGCUAUCUGGAUCGUUUAUGACUACGCUAACUAGAUAAUGCACUUGAUAUAAUAUUUUUAUUUUUAUUUCCGUUAUAUAGUCACUACGGUAACAGAAUAUAACUAUUCAAGUUUGAGAAAAAGCAAAAAUAAUAUUUUUAUCCAUUAAAUAAGUGAGUGUAAUCGACUCAUUUCAAUCUUGUGCCAGCUGGGUUCUUCACUAAAAAUUUUCUAGCAGUGAUUUCGCUAAUUACAGCUGGUUGAUUGAAAACAUUUAUUGUUUUUUCCUUGUAAAAAUAAAGUAAUUUAUAUCCAAAGUUUUAAUUAAAAGUGAAUUAGGGAAAAGGCGACCCAGUUAAUGCAUGCUGACUUAUUUCAGUAUUAUCAUUAUUUUAUAUUUUUUUUUUAAAAUAUUUUUGACAAUUUUUUUAUAUUAUGUUUCUGAAUGAAACAGUGAAUAAUUCUAUGGAUUUAGAAAAAAGUAAAAAA